AUGGCCGAAAUGAUCUCGAGCGCCGCAACGGGUGUGUUGGGCUCCGUCAUCGACAAGCUGGCCGCCAUGCUCACCGACAAGUACAACCUCGCCAGAGACGUCAAGGAAGGGAUCCGGUCCCUGCGAGACGAGCUGCGCACCAUGGAAGCCAUGCUGCUGAGGCUUGAAGACAAGGACGACGACCAGAUCGAUCCACUCGCCAAAGACUGGAGGAGCAAGGUGCGUGAGCUGUCCUACGAUAUUGAGGAUUGCAUCGACCGUUUUGUGCUCAUCAAUCACAGCCAUGGAGAUGGAGGUUCCACGGCCAACUUCGUGCACAAGGCCAUUCAAAUGGUGAAAACGUUGUUCAAGGACAGAGGAAUAGCAGAGGAGAUCCGACGACUCAAGAGGCUCGUGAGCGAGCAGAGCGAGCGGGGGAAACGCUACUACAACAUCAAUCAGUGUCUCCUCGCCUCUUCAUCUCAGCCAGUGCUCUUGGAUCCUCGAGCACCUUCACUCUUUCAGGAGGCCAGGGAUCUUGUUGGAAUCGAUGCUCCUCGUGAGGAGAUCAUCAGCUUAUUGAGAUGUGAAGACAAGGAGCACAAGGUGGUGUCCAUCUAUGGGAUAGGUGGACAGGGGAAGACCACUCUCGCCAUGGAGGUGUACCACAAAAUCACUGAAGCUGCUUUUGAUAGGCGGGCUUUUGUGUCUGUAUCACAAACUCCAGAUAUGAAGAAACUUCUUAGAGAUAUAUUGUCUCAAAUAAGCAAGAGCCAUUUUGACCAGUCACAGAUGUUAGAGACAGUUGAGCAGCUCAUCCGCACAGUGAAAGAAUGCUUAAAGGACAAGAGGUACUUCAUCUUGAUUGAUGAUAUCUGGAGUGUAUCAGCAUGGGAGCUUGUACGAUCUGCCUUACCUGUCAAUGACAAUGGAAGCAGAAUUAUUACUACAACACGCAUUGAAGCAGUAGCCAAAUCUUGUAGUAUUGGUAUUGCUGCACAAAUGUAUCAAGCAAAGCCCCUUAGUCAUGAGGACUCCCAAAGAUUAUUCUUUAAGAGGCUAUUUUUGUCCGGUGAUGAUUGCCACCCAGAUUUGAGGAAAGUAUCCGAUGAUAUUUUAAAGAAAUGUUGUGGCUUACCACUAGCCAUAAUCAGUAUAGCUGGUUUAUUAGCAAACAGAAGCAAAGUAGUGGAAGUCUGGGUCAAUGUAUUGAGGUCUAUUGCUGCUGCAGUUGACAAAGAUUCUCCCAUUGAUAAGAUGAAAAGAAUUCUGCUGCUGAGUUACUUUGACCUUCCUCACCAUAUAAAGAGUUGUUUGCUAUAUCUGAGUGUGUUUCCAGAGGAUUCUUUGAUUGAUUGCCAACAGUUGAUAUUGUUAUGGGUAGCCGAAGGACUGAUUCCUGGACAGGACAGGGAAAGUAUGGAGCAGCUAGGGAGAAGUUACUUGAAUGAGCUCAUCAAUAGAAGUUUGGUGCAGCCAACCAAGAUUCGCCGUCUAUCCAUCCAAAAAGAUAUUUCUUCCCGGGCGGAAGAGAUUGCCAAGAUGAUAAAAAAUGGAGCUCAGAUCCGAUCCAUCAAUAUCUUUGGCUCAAAUUCAGUUCUGGUUAAUAAGCAUGCCACAGAGUUCUUAAACAGCCAAGUCUUGCGAGUGCUGAAUAUAGAAGGUGAGGUUGGUGAAUGCUCUCUUGGAAAUGUCAAAAGUUUAGGUCAGUUGAAGUUCUUGAGGAUAGACAACAAAUUUAAGGCCAGCAAGCUUCCAGAAGAUAUAGAAAAGCUGCAACGUCUAGAGACUCUAAAUAAGCUAGUGCAUCUUCUUGUCCAUGAGUCGGUGCGCCUACCUGAUGGAAUCGGAAGUUUGCAGGCGUUGGAAGAGCUAUCAAGUAUCAAUUUGGGUAUCCAAUCUGUAAAGUUUAUCCAAGGACUCGGUGAUCUGACCAAUCUGAAAUUACUUAAAAUUGAUUGGCCAUGCUCUACUGAAUUACGUGAUAUGAAGGAUCACAAGGAAGCAUGUAUCUCAAUGCUCUGCAGGCUGUUCAGGCACCUGCGAGAACUACAUGUGUGGCAGAGUUAUCCUAAUGCCACAUGUUCAUUCAUGGUUCCGUGUGUCCCUACUCCACCACCACUUCGAAAGCUUGUUGGUCUUGAUAUACAUAACUUAAAUAGGGUGGGCCCUCAAAUUAGCUCACUAGUCAACCUGACCCGCCUCCACAUUUUUGUCCGUGGUGAAGCAGGCAAGGAAGGAAUAAAUAUCCUAGCAAGUUUACCCAUGCUGCUCUCUCUUACUGUUGUCUUACCCAAUGGCGAAGAGGGAGAUUCAGGCAUCGUCUACCCAUGGAACGCAAUCAACCCACAAGGAUUUCAGCGUUUGCUCAAGUUUCAUUUGCGCUGUUAUUGGUGGGACGCGGCAUUGGAGUUUGAGCCGGGAGCCAUGCCAAAGCUUGAAAGGCUCAAACUGCACCUGAUGGCACGGUUCCAGUUCAAGUUUGGGGAAGGUGGCCUCGUCCUUGGGCUGCAGAACCUGGCAGGGCUCAAACAUCUGGCUAUAGAUAUUAACUGCAGCACUGCUGUUGCAGAUGAGGUGGAGGCUUUGGAGGAUGACAUCAGGGGCACAGCAGCCGUCCAUCCCAACCGUCCCAUACUCCAGAUCCAAAGAAUUCAUCAAGAUUGGAUGGCUCAGGGGUGCAGCAGGCGUCCAUCCGACCAUGCCAUAGUAGAAGCCUAA
Messenger RNA from Miscanthus lutarioriparius, 2700 nucleotides. Lineage: Eukaryota; Viridiplantae; Streptophyta; Magnoliopsida; Poales; Poaceae. The record is from the annotation of a GenBank genome assembly.